Ostreobium quekettii is the source of this 948-nucleotide messenger RNA. The record is from the annotation of a GenBank genome assembly. Lineage: Eukaryota; Viridiplantae; Chlorophyta; Ulvophyceae; Bryopsidales; Ostreobiaceae.
AUGAGGACACAAAUACCGUACACCGGCGAUGAGCCCCACUUGGUGAAGAUGAUUGAAAUGGACAUCUUGGAGUCUGACUUGGGGGUAUUGUUUGACGACAUCGCCAGUUUGGACAAUGCGAAGCGGCUGCUGGAUGAAGCUGUGACUCUUCCCCUCAUAAUGCCAGAAUUUUUCACAGGUAUCAGGGAGCCCUGGAGGGGCGUUCUCUUGUUUGGACCGCCAGGAACGGGAAAGACGCUGCUCGCCAAGGCGCUUGCAAAUAUGCACAACAUCAGGUUCUUCAACUGCAGUUCCGCAACUCUCACGUCCAAAUGGCGGGGCGAAUCCGAGAAGCUGGUCCGCGUGCUGUUCAGCAUGGCGAGGCACUACGCACCGUCCAUCAUAUUCUUUGAUGAGGUAGAUGCCCUUGCUAGCACCCGAGGAUCGGACAGUGAGCAUGAAGCCAGCCGCCGGUUCAAGAGCGAGCUUUUGCAGCAGGUCGGGACGAUGGAUGGCGUCGCCACAACCAGGGAGCCGGGAAAGAACACCAUGGUGCUGGCGACCACAAACUGCCCCUGGGACCUCGAUGAAGCCAUGAGGCGGCGCCUGGAGAAGCGAAUCUACAUACCGCUACCGGACCACAAGGCCAGGGAACGAAUGUUGGAAAUCAAUUUGAAGGGUGUGAAGCGCGCUGCUUCUGUGGACCUCCGGAAGCUCGCUGAAAGCAUGGCCGGCCACAGCGGGGCUGACGUGCGGCUGGUCUGUAGAGAGGCCGCCAUGAUGCCAAUGAGGCGGCUCAUUUCUGACAAGAGCCCAUUGCAGAUAAAAGAAAUGAGGGACCAAGGCCUACUGGAUGUUCAACUCGCCAUGGACGACUUCGAAAAGGCACUGAAGAACACACAACCGUCGGUAUCGAUGAUGGACGUCACUCGUUUCGAGCGCUGGAACAAGGAAUUCGCCUCAGUCUAA